Cylas formicarius (sweet potato weevil) is the source of this 1516-nucleotide messenger RNA. RefSeq names its product seipin (gene Seipin). Lineage: Eukaryota; Metazoa; Arthropoda; Insecta; Coleoptera; Brentidae. The transcript is spliced from 6 exons. The record is from RefSeq and is a predicted model, not a curated record. Gene Ontology annotation, biological process: lipid storage; lipid droplet organization. Bases 441 to 1490 code for a protein of 349 amino acids. Gene Ontology annotation, cellular component: endoplasmic reticulum membrane.
UUGUAAUUGUCCCAUAAAGUUUUGAUAUCGGUUCCAAAAAUGGAGUGUUUGCUUUCUAAUUGUUUUAAAGUUGUAAUCGUUGUCGGUCCCGCUGUUUUUUCCCGUCCACACUGGUUAAAGGUCGGUUGGGCCUUUAAUCGAUGUGGACAAAAUACCUUUUUUUAAGAACCUAUUAAGUAUAUGUUAAUAAACCUGGAGGAUGAUGAUGGAAGGGUCCAGACACCCUUCUCUUAUGAAGGCAUCCUUUAGGAUUUUUGAAUAAUUUUCACAAUUGUAAGCUGCCCGUAGGACCUGAUGUAGUUGUGGUCAUUAGAUGUAAGGAAGAAGAAGAAAACCAUGGUUAUGUGUAGUUAUAUUUUUAUUUAAGGAUUUGAAAGGGCGAAACUUUGUUUUGUAACAAAUGAUCACCAGUUAAGAAAGACAUUUUAGAAACUUUGACGAUGUUACCGAAAAUAAACUCACUUUUUAGCGAAUUUAAAUCAUUUUUCCAAUUGGGUCCCAAAGAAUAUUUAAGACGCAACAUUAAAUUGCCUCUAGUAAAGUUUAUUCAUGACACAGUUAGUUUAUACAAAACCCGAACAGAAACAGGUCUAAAUAAUGUUCGGGACGUCUUGUUUAGGGGUACAGUAAUUGCUCUUAUCACCGCACUCUUAGUUUGGCUUUCAAUAAUUAUGUAUGUUGCAUUUUAUUAUGUAUAUGUUCCAAAACUCACCCAUGAAAAAUCAGUGUAUUUGAAGUUUAGGCCCUGUAGUACCACCCAAGACUUGAAUACUGCAAAGGGGAUCUGCACCUUUCCUUCUUCAUAUGUGCAACUAACUGAAAAGCAACAGCUACUCAUGAUGGGUCAGCAAUAUAAAAUUUAUUUGGAUUUGGAAAUGCCUGAGUCACCAGUCAAUAGAGAAUUAGGAAUGUUUAUGGUGUGCAUUGAUUUUCGGGGAAAGAACAGAAAGAUAUUAGCAAACUCAUGCAGAUCAGCAAUGUUGCAUUACAAAAGCAAUCUAUUGGACACUAUAUAUAAAUUGAUAUUCUUGCCAUUUUUUAUUUUUGGAUCUGCUGAAGAAACUCAAACAGUUCAUGUGGAAUUAUUCUCUGAUUAUGUAGAAUCUGAGUAUGGACCUGUUACUGACCUGUAUGUUGAAGUUCAGUCUAAACACAUUGAGAUAUACUCAGCUAAAUUUUCGAUUAAUGCAGAAUUUUCCGGACUGAGAUAUGUGAUGUUUAAUUGGCCAAUAUUCUCAGCCACUUUGGGGAUAACUGCAAAUUUGUUCUUUAUUGCACUAACAUGUCUCGUAAGUUGGUAUCAAAUAAUCCAUUCAGAUGAAUAUGCUAAUUACAUUGAGUCUAGAACUACAUUAGUCAUUAGCAAAAAUGACCUUGGCGAAUUUGAGACAGAAUCAUAUUCCGAUGAAGGAGAUGAUUCCUCAUCCUCUGAACUUCGUUUCCAAAAGACUGAUGUUAUUGAAGAGUUGAAAAGUGCUGUAGAAAAUUGAGUGUCAGUAUUCAAACAACACAAUUU